Limulus polyphemus (Atlantic horseshoe crab) is the source of this 736-nucleotide messenger RNA. Its product is annotated as serine/threonine-protein kinase SMG1-like. The transcript is spliced from 6 exons. Gene Ontology annotation, molecular function: kinase activity. The annotation marks the transcript as partial. Gene Ontology annotation, cellular component: nucleus. Lineage: Eukaryota; Metazoa; Arthropoda; Merostomata; Xiphosura; Limulidae. The record is from RefSeq and is a predicted model, not a curated record.
AAAUGGUAAUGUUGUCUACAAAGCUCGACACUAUUCUGUUACCCCUCUUGGACCACGAUCUGGACUAAUACAAUGGGUGGAUGGUGCUACAGCUCUGUUUGGUCUGUACAAACGUUGGCAACAAAGAGAAGCCGUGGCUCAAGUUUUAAAGAACCAGGCUGCUGGAGUCACCAUUAUUCCUUCAACCAUUCUCCGACCAUCUGAGGUGUUCUAUAAUAAACUGAAUCCUAUUUUGAAAGAAAAGGGAAUCAGUGUGGACAGCCGAAAAGAAUGGCCGUUGUCCAUACUCCUUCAUGUCCUUAAAGAUUUGAUGAGUGAAACACCACAAGAUCUGUUGGCCAAAGAACUGUGGUGCUCUUGUAGCAGUGCAUUAGAAUGGUGGGAAGUCACCCAAACAUACAGCCAUUCUACAGCAGUAAUGUCAAUGAUUGGUUAUAUUAUUGGACUUGGAGAUCGUCACCUUGACAAUGUUUUGGUGGACCUAGCAACAGGAGAGAUUGUACAUAUUGACUACAAUGUUUGUUUUGAGAAAGGCAAGAAUCUAAGAGUGCCAGAGAAAGUACCAUUUAGAAUGACUCCAAACAUUGAAAGUGCUCUUGGUAUUACAGGGGUUGAGGGAACCUUCGAGCAUCUUGUGAAUAUGUAUUGAACAUUCUGCGUAAAGAGCGGGAAACACUCUUGACCCUCUUAGAAGCAUUUGUGUAUGAUCCACUAAUAGACUGGACUCCAGGUAAUG